This is a messenger RNA of Juglans microcarpa x Juglans regia, 3688 nucleotides long. RefSeq names its product serine/threonine-protein kinase D6PKL1-like. Gene Ontology annotation, molecular function: ATP binding; protein serine/threonine kinase activity. Gene Ontology annotation, biological process: protein phosphorylation. The record is from RefSeq and is a predicted model, not a curated record. The transcript is spliced from 3 exons. The coding region runs from base 712 to 3330 and encodes 872 amino acids. Gene Ontology annotation, cellular component: cytoplasm; plasma membrane; nucleus. Lineage: Eukaryota; Viridiplantae; Streptophyta; Magnoliopsida; Fagales; Juglandaceae.
GAUGAGUGGGAAGCCUUAUGGUAUUCGACGUCUCCAAAUUGAUUACCGAGUCAAUGACGGAAAGAAGGAAAGGGAGCGAAAACUGUGCCUUUCUUCUUUCUUUCCGCCACGAGAGAGAGAGAGAGAGAGAGAGAGAGAGAGGGGAAAGAAGCAGUAGAGAGGGGCUGGGGAGAAGCUGUAGUUGCAGCAGUAGCAGUUGUGGUAGCAGUGAGUGCGAGUCUGUCUGAUAUUUCUCGUGAUUUUCCUUUCUUUCAACCUUUUCUUUUCCUCUCUCUCUCUCUCUCUCUCUCUCUCUCUCCCCUCAUUCACUCCCUUCAACCUCUAGCCAAACUAAUCUUGUCUCUUCGUGCCCAAUUCUGCACCCAUUACCCCAAACCACCAAAAGUAAGCCCAGAAAGCGUCUCUGACGCCGAGUCUCUUUCCGUUCGAAUAAAAAGGGCGUCUUUUCUACUUUCUGUGUGUGGCUGGUUAUCGAUCAGUCUGUGUUUCUCGGGACCACUCUGAUCUUGUUUCAGAUUUAAAUGUUUCAACUUUGAAUUUCUGAAGAGACGUUAAGGAGCAAUUUGAAUUGCAAAUCGCUAUGAUUGAAGGAAGCUUCAGAAAAUAUGCGGCGUGUUUUCUACUCUCUGUGCUCGCCCAUAUUCGAAAUUCUUCUCUAGAAUUGGGUUAGAAUUACUUUCAAGGCUGCGUCUACCUUUUGUGGAAUUUUGGAUGAAUCAGGAAACAAUGGAUACCCUACCCAGUACUAGUGAAAUUGUUGAAUCAACGGAAGACUCUGAUUCUCAAUUGAAAGUGCACGAGCAAAAUGGAAAGCUCCACAGGUCAGACUCGGGAAAUAAUUAUUCUAUAGAGGAUGAUAUUAAUCGCCUUUUCCAGGCAAUUGACAUCAGAGCUAAAGCUAGAAGAUUGGGUCAGUCACCAGAAAUUGGUAGAGACCCUUUGCGAAAGAGCGCUCAGAAAAGGCCAAUGAGAAUUAGUUCAUUCCAUUCGUCGGGAAUUGGGAUCUCAGAGCCUGUGAGUUUGAAGCAAGCCCUGAGAGGACUAUGCAUCUCACAGGCCUCAGAGAUGGCUGCUAUGAAGCGAUUAUCUAAGCCAGGCAGGUUAUCAGGGGUCUCGGAAGCAGGGACUAUCAAAAGAUUGUAUAGGGCAGUGGUGGUUGAGGCAGAUGGAUCUGGUGUUCCAAUAAAAGGAGGUGAGGGGAAUUUGAUGGAAGUCUCUCUUGUACCAGAAGAAAGCACAUCAAAACUUUCUGCUUUGAUGCCUGAGUCUACACAAGUGUUUGAAGAAGAGUUAUCAAAAGCAAGGGUUCAUCCUUUUACUCCUUUGUCAGAUAAAAUAAUGCCAGAGGCAAUGAUGACCAAAUUAUCAUCACCAGGUCAGAUUGUUCCUUUGCAGACAGAGGUUGGGAAUGAAAUUUUAAAGACGGAAGUUCAAAAAUUGAGAGCUGCUGAUUUGUCAAUUACUCAUGCUAGCCAGAACAUUCAGGGGAUGGAUGCAGCUGCACCCACCUCGAUAGAAGUACCUAGCAAAACUCCAACGGUAGAUGGUGUGCAUAAAGGUAAGUUGCAUUCUCUGGCCUCCAUACCUAGCUGCAGCAGUGCUACUAGGAUAAGCAAAUGGACUAGUAAUGGUCCGCAUUUAAUGAAGCCAAUCUCUGGAAACAAGAACUUUGUUAACAAGAAAGUAGAACAGGAUUCAAAUUUUGCCUCAAGCAGCUGCAAUCCAUGUAGUGAAAAGGUUGAGGAUGAUUUGGUUCCUAGUAUAAGUAAUUUGGACCACCAGAGACAAACUUGUUCUAUGAAUCAUGAUAUGAAACGAAAUGAGAAAGCUUCUCCAGCAUCCAGCAGUAUGAAUCUCUGCAUUGAAGUCAAUUCAGGUACUUUGGAUGCAGGCUCAAGUAGACCUGGCUUUGGUUUGAAUUUUACUAACAGAAAUAAAUCUCCAGUGACAAAAGCUGAUGAGAGAUCAAGGUCUAGAGAAAAAGGGGACUUCUCCCAAAGCUCAAAAAGUAGUAUUGGUGAGUAUAGCAGUAGCACAACCUAUAGUGAGGACAGCAAUGCAUGUGGGUCUAGUCGUAGUGGCAAAAGGCCUCACAUGUCAAAAGACUUGAGAUGGGAAGCCAUCCACAGUGUUGAGAAACAGCAAGGAAGCUUGGGUUUGAGGCACUUUAAAUUGCUCAGGAAGCUUGGUUGUGGGGAUAUUGGAACUGUUUAUCUCGCUGAGCUAACUGGUACAAACUGCCUAUUUGCAUUGAAAGUGAUGGAUAAUGAAUUCCUGGUUAGCAGGAAAAAAAUGCCGAGGGCUCAAACUGAGAGAGAGAUACUACAAAUGCUGGAUCAUCCUUUUCUUCCGACACUGUAUGCCCAUUUUGCAACAGAUAAGCUGUCAUGCUUGGUUAUGGAGUAUUGUCCAGGUGGAGACUUACAUGUACUGCGACAGAAGCAACCAAGUAGAAGUUUCUCUGAACUAGCUGCCAGGUUUUAUGUUGCUGAAGUCCUUCUUGCACUCGAGUAUUUACACAUGCUAGGAGUUGUGUAUAGGGACUUGAAACCCGAAAAUAUUCUGGUCAGAGAAGAUGGUCACAUUAUGCUCUCAGAUUUUGACUUGUCACUCAGAUGUGCUGUCAAUCCAAUGGUGGUUAAAUCAUCUUCUCCUGUCAUGGAGCCCGCAAAAAAGAUGUCAAGUCCAUGCACCGAAUCCAGCUGCAUUGACCCAUUUUGCCUCCAACCAUCCUGGCAAGUCCCAUGCUUCACUCCUAGACUUAUAUCUGCUGCUGCAAAAGCUCGGAAGAUAAAAGCUGAUCUAGCUGCCCAGGUCAGUCCGCUGCCUCAACUUGUUGUGGAGCCAACGAGUGCCCGAUCGAACUCCUUUGUAGGAACCCAUGAGUACCUUGCUCCCGAGAUCAUCAAAGCUGAGGGUCAUGGGAGUGCAGUGGAUUGGUGGACGUUUGGAAUUUUUCUGUUCGAGAUGUUAUAUGGCAAGACACCCUUCAAGGGUUCAGGAAACGAGGAAACAUUGUCUAAUGUAGUGUCACGGAGCCUCAAGUUCCCCAAUAGCCCUGUUGUUAGCUUUCAUGCAAGAGAUCUGAUCAGAGGCUUAUUAAUCAAGGACCCUGAAAACAGGUUGGGAUCUGUGAAAGGAGCCGCAGAGAUCAAGCAGCACGCUUUCUUCGAAGGCCUUAAUUGGGCUCUGAUACGUUGUGCAGUACCACCAGAGCUGCCGAAGUCAUCUGAUAUGGAAUUUGCUGCAUCAGCUGCACGAAGAAAGGAAAGCUCCAGGUGUAAUGGGCUCGAGGCUGCUGGAGAGAAUGUGGAGUUUGAGCUAUUCUAGUUAGAACAUGUUUUUUUUAGCCUUUUCAUACCGGUUUCAACUGAUAACAUAGCUUAUAAUGUAAAUAAUCUAUAGAAGUGAGGGCAAAUCAUAGAUUUUUAUACUUCCAUACUGAGUCAGUAGCUAAUAGUCCAAACGGGAAUGUAGGUGAGCAUUUUUAUUAUUUGUGUGCUCACUCUAGCCUUGUUCACGAGCUUUUCUUUUGACAGAAUUAACCUUGUUCAUAAAUGCGCUACUUGCAUUUGAAUCCCAGGUUUUAUAUGCCGGUUAAGCAGUUGUGAAGGCUUAGAAAUAUUUCUUUCAUACACCAGUGCUUUGAUCAACCAAGCUAGCAGUGUAAACAACUCUGAUUGCUUAA